Messenger RNA from Fulvia fulva, 780 nucleotides. RefSeq names its product ER membrane protein complex subunit 3. The coding region runs from base 1 to 780 and encodes 259 amino acids. NCBI's taxonomy places the organism in Eukaryota, Fungi, Ascomycota, Dothideomycetes, Mycosphaerellales, Mycosphaerellaceae. Gene Ontology annotation, cellular component: EMC complex; membrane. Gene Ontology annotation, biological process: protein folding in endoplasmic reticulum. The transcript is spliced from 4 exons. The record is from RefSeq and is a predicted model, not a curated record.
AUGGCUGGCCCCGUAGAACAGCAGAUCCAUCGGGAUCCUGCUCUCUUCUACUGGAUUCUCCUACCCAUCACCGUAGUCAUGAUUCUGACCGGCAUCCUGCGCCACUACCUCUCGACGCUCCUACAGACCACGCCAAAGAAGCAAGCCCUGGCUAAGAUCCGCGAACAGCGCUCGCUCAUGCGCGCCCAAGCCCUCCGCGCAAACCACCAACAGAUUUCGAAACCAGCCUUCGAGCGCCGGAAAGAUUUCUUCAUAGGCGGUGUGAAAGAUGGCAGAUUCCUCGCAGACCUGGAGAAUAGAGGGAAGGCAAAGCCAAACCCUAUGAGUGAUCCGGCUAUGAUGGAGGGCAUGAUGGGCAUGAUGAAGGGGAAUGUUGCCAUGAUGGUGCCGCAGAGCUUGAUCAUGGGCUGGAUUAAUGCUUUCUUCUCUGGCUAUGUCAUCAUGAAACUGCCGUUCCCACUCACGCCGCAGUUCAAGCAAAUGCUACAGGCAGGAGUCGGCACAAGAGAUCUGGAUGUGCGGUGGGUGUCCAGCUUGAGCUGGUACUUCCUGACUCUGUUCGGGCUGCAACCAGUGUACAACUUCAUCCUUGGCAACAAUAAUGCUGCCAAUAUGGCUACACAACAGAUGGCACAAGCUCAAAUGGGACAGAAUCCCAUGGGUGGCCAGGAAGACCCGGAUAAGAUCUUCCAGAAUGAGAUCGAGAACCUAGAAGUCAUCGAACACCGGUACAUUCUCGAUGGCAUAGAAGAUAGAUUGCUGGCCAAGCUCGGCGCAUAA